GAGCCAUUUCCUUUCUGCUCGCACGGCCGGGGAGGCUCCACCUCUUCCUCGAGAAGCUGGAUUUUGAAUUUCCCAGCGCAGGGGUCUUCCUCCGCCGGAGAAGCAGCGCUUUCGCAAGCCCGAUCUCCGGUGGUAUCCCAGGAUCCCUCUGCCAAUCACCCCUUGCUGUGAGAAAUGGAUAAAAGCUGCAAAGCCAAGAGAACCAUUAACAGGACAACAAUAGAGGUGAAGAAGGAAAUCAUUUCCAAACAUGAGAGUGGUGCCCGCGUACGUGAUCUGGCAAUGCAGUUUGGCAUAGCCAAAUCUACAAUUUGUACCAUCUUAAAAAAUAAAAAAGCCAUUAAAGGAGCCAACGUUGCAAGAGGUGUUAAAACACUUACAAAACAAAGAACGCAGACGAUUGAGGAAGUGGAAAAAUUGCUUUUCAUAUGGAUAACUGAAAAACAGUUGGCCGGCGACAGCAUUUCUGAGAGCGUGAUUUGUGAAAAAGCUUUACAUUUGCACGCCGACCUCGUCAGAAACACCCCCGGAGCAAGUGCUGAGGGCGAGAGUUUCAAGGCAAGCAGAGGGUGGUUUGAUAAUUUUAAGAGGAGAAGUGGCAUACACAUUGUGGCGAGACACGGUGAAGCCGCCAGUGCCAACAAAGAAGACACCGACCAAUUUGUUUUGGAAUUUCAAGAUUAUGUCGAGGCUGAGGGUUUCCUUCCCCAGCAAGUUUUCAACUGUGACGAGACAGGCCUCUUUUGGAAGAAGAUGCCGAAGAGGACCUACAUAACAGAGGAGGAGAAAUCGUUGCCAGGACCCAAGCCCAUGAAAGACAGGCUGACCCUUUUAUUAUGUGCGAACGCAAGCGGAGAUUUUAAGUUGAAGCCUUUGCUGGUCCACCUUUCGGAGAACCCCAGGGUAUUUAAGAAAAACAAUGUCGUAAAAAGCAAAUUGCCUGUGAUGUGGAGGGCAAACAGCAGAGCUUGGCUAACCAGGCGGUUUUUUGUUGAGUGGGUUCACGAAGUGUUCGGGCCUAGCGUGAAGAAGUACCUCCUGGACAAUAACCUUCCGCUGAAGUGCCUGCUUGUUCUGGAUAACGCUCCAGCCCACCCUCCACGAUUGGCGGAGGAGUUGAUGGAAGAGUUCGGCUUUAUCAGUGUCAAGUUUCUGCCCCCCAACGCGACUCCCCUCAUCCAGCCCAUGGACCAGCAGGUCACAUCUAAUUUUAAGAAGCUUUACACCAAAGCACUGUUCCAAACGUGCUGUGAAGUGACCUUGGACCCAGAGCUAACCCUCAGAGAGUUCUGGAGGAACCGUUUCAGUAUCCUACAUUGCUUGCAUCUCAUAGACAAAGCAUGGGGCGAUGUGUCUCAGAGAACGCUGACGUCAGCAUGGAAGAAAUUGUGGCCGGCGGCUGUCCCUGAAGGUGUAUUUGGGGAUGUUGAAGAGGGUGCUCCCAUCGUUGAGGAUAUUGUGUCUCUGGGGAAGUCCCUGGGCUUGGAAGUGAGCAGUGAGGACGUGGAGGAGUUAGUGGGGGACCACAGAUCGGAACUCACCACAGAAGAACUCCAGAACAUUCUGAUGGAGCAGCAACAGGCAGCAACUGAGGAAUUGUCUUCGGAGGAGGAGGAGGGGAGAGAAAGUGUUUCUACCGCGCUGAUCGAAGAGAUGUGUGCGAAAUGGGCCGAACUGCAAAGUUUUGUUGAAAAAUAUCACCCCGAUGCAGCUGCCGUAAGCCAUGCCACCAACACUUUCAAUGACAGCGCUAUGUCACACUUUAGGCAAAUUUUAAAAGUUCGGAAAAGAUCCAGUGAGUCUGAACCAGGUGUCAGUGGUGUAAAAAGGGGAGGAAUGGCAGGACAGGAGUCACCUAGAGGGAUUCUGGAAGAGGGCUACAGAACUCUUGAGCAGCAGUCACCUUUUGUGAUUAUUGAAGGGGACUAUCAUCACCUUUGCAGGCCUCAUCAAGUUUGGUACGCGAGGCCGCUAAGCUGCCCAGGGACGACAAUGAAACAGGCGCUUGUCGCAGGCUCGGAAGAUUUCAAGGCAGAGGUGCUUGAAGAGGGCCUUCCUCACCACAGCCCGCCUCACCUGGAUCCCCAGGAGAUCAAGGUGGAGCCAGAGGAAAGGCCUCUGCACUCCUGGGAUGCUCAGUGGCAGGGCUGCCCGCCAGGAGACGAGCCCUCUCAUUCCACGUGGGAUGCCUCUCAGCCGUCGGGGGAAGAGACCUCUCCAGUUGUCUCGGACGUCUGCCAGGAGCCUGCCGGGAAGGGGAGGGCGAAGCACACCCCGGCCUUCCGAGACGGAGACUGGAAGAUCUCCAGGACCCUGAAACCGGGAGACCCGAACGGGAAGGGCGAUGUCCCCAGCGGAGGCAACAUCGACACGGAGGCCAAGCGCCAGCGUUUCCGGGGUUUCCGCUACUGGGAGGCCGAGGGGCCCCGCACGGCCUGCGACCGGCUCCAGGAGCUGUGCUACGGCUGGCUGAAGCCCAAGAGGCACACCAAGGAGCAGAUCCUGGAGCUAGUGGUCUUGGAGCAGUUCCUGGCUGUCUUGCCGCCGGAGAUCCAGAGCUGGGUGAGGGAUGGUCGCCCGGAGUCCUGCGACCAGGCGGUGGACCUAGCAGAAGCCUUCCUGCUGAGGCCUCAAGAGGAUCUGGACACGUACGACGAAGUGGUUGUGGGCCUGUCGGAUGGAGACCAGGCUUUGAUGGAGACAGAGGUAAAGGAAGAGGUUGACAACAGCCCCACCUCACCAGGACGUGAAAUAUUGUUGGAUGAAAGCGGGAAGGAAGCGCGGCAUGUGUCCCCCGAAGAAUCGGAGUCCGAUAUGGAAGAGGAAGAAUGCGAGAUGGAAGAAGGGAGCUUUGGCGAUCCGGGCGGAGCAGAGGGACACAUGGCAAACGAAAUACAAGUAUGGAAGAUCACGGGGCCCCAGAGCUUGCAGGAGGGCAUGGGCAGACACCUGUGCCCCGUUUGCGGGAGAGCGUUCACUCGCAAAUCGAGCCUCAACAGACACCUGAUAAUCCACUCGGGAGAGAAGCCCUACAGGUGUCUCGACUGCGGGAAGGGCUUCAACCGCAGGACCAACCUGAUGGCUCACGAGGCCGUCCACACCGAAGAGAAGUCCUACCAGUGCUCGGAGUGCGGGGAGAGCUUCAAGCCGAAAUGGGGCAUUGCCCCUUACCAGGUGGAUUCCACGGGGGAGAAGGUCUACAAAUGCUUGUCGUGCAAGAAGAGCGUCCGGCAGACGGGCAGCGUGAUGAGCUGGCGGCUGCUGAACGAGCAAGGGAAGGAGAUCCAGCCCUCAGACGCGCCGGGUCCUGAGAAGGAGGAGAACGUCCCCGAGCACCAGAACGAACCCGAGAUCGAUUUUGGGAAGGACGUGUCUGUGGGGACGAUCGAGUCGGUGAUCGUUCCAGGCGGCGACCUUUGCUUCAUCAAGACCCCGGCGAAGCUGUACAAGGGGAAGCGGAUGAGCCCCUGCCCCGUGUGCGGUAAGGUCUUUGCCACGCAGUCGAGCGUCAACCGGCACCAGAGGAUCCACACGGGGGAGAAGCCCUACAAGUGCUCCUACUGCGGGAAGAGCUUCAACCAGAAGACGAGCCUGCUCACCCACGAAGUCAUCCACACCGAGGAGAAGCCGUACCAGUGCUCCGACUGCGGGAAGAGCUUCCGGCACUCGUCAGGCCUCCAGGUGCACCAGAGGAUGCACACGGGAGAGAAGCCGUACACCUGCCUGGUCUGCCGCAAGAGCUUCAGCCAGCGGGCGCACGUGAUCAAGCACAUCGUGAGGAAGCACAAGGGGGAGAAACCCUCAUCCUACGUCUCUCAGCCAUCCGAGAGCUGAGAGCGCAUGUCCCCUCCGGCCUCCCGGACUAAGAUACGAGAGCAGACUGCAGUCUUAGCGUAGUUUGUUUAGGUGUAAGAAUCCUCGCCCGUUCAGGAUCCGCUCCUGGCUUGGGACUGGACAUGCCUCUUUCUUGGAAAGAGAAAAAUCCCAGGCCAAUGUACUCAAGCAGAGUCACAACAGGCACACUCUUCUGAGGGAAUUUGACUGUGCCGCUAUAUCAGAGGUGAUUUGAGCAAUCGCGCUUGGUGUCUUGAUGGGCAGCCUUUGUUGCCGUCUCAUGGAGGCGGAUUGG
This is a messenger RNA of Lacerta agilis (Sand lizard), 4129 nucleotides long. RefSeq names its product zinc finger and SCAN domain-containing protein 12-like. NCBI's taxonomy places the organism in Eukaryota, Metazoa, Chordata, Lepidosauria, Squamata, Lacertidae. The record is from RefSeq and is a predicted model, not a curated record. Gene Ontology annotation, biological process: regulation of immune system process; negative regulation of transcription by RNA polymerase II; regulation of cytokine production. Gene Ontology annotation, molecular function: nucleic acid binding. The coding region runs from base 175 to 3834 and encodes 1219 amino acids. The transcript has 5 exons.